CUUCAGGUGCAGCAGAAUUCCCCAGCCCCCCAAGGAUUUGAGACCCAUCACCUUUCCCCACCUGGUUUAGCCGGCCGGUUGAAGCCGUUGCUUGAACCCCUGUUGCAUGCUGACAGCUUCUGGAAGCCACAGGAUUUCCUUUUUGCCCACUCUGAAAAAGGUGAUGGAGAAGACAGAAUUGCAUGGGACAGGGCACCUUUCGUUUCAUUAGGAAUAGCCAUUAAAAUGUGUGAAAUGUGGAAUCUGCUUCACUGAAUGAGCACACAGUUCACAUCAAGGAACACAAAAGAGGAAAGAACCCACUUAAAGGUAUGGAGUGCAGAAAGAGCUUCUGUUUGAAUGCAAAACUUAGAACACACCAGCGGACUCACACAGAGAGAAAACGAUUUACGUGCAGGGAGUGUGGGAAGAACUUCAGUCAGAGUGGAAACCUUAAAUUGCACGAAUGGACUCACACAGGGGAGAAAACAUUUGAAUGCCUGGAGUGUGGAAAGAGAUUCAGUCAGAUGUUGUCAGUUAGACAACAUCAACGGACUCACACAGGUGAGAAACCGUUUCAGUGUAUGGAGUGUGAAAAGAGUUUUAGUGAUAGUGGAAGCCUUAGAAGACAUCAACAGACUCACACAGGGGUGAAACCAUAUAAAUGUAUAGAAUGUGGAAAGAGCUUCAGUCAGAAUGCAGACCUUAAAAAACAUCAACGGAUUCACACAGGGGAGAAACCAUUUAAAUGCAUGGAGUGUGGAAAGAGCUUCAGUCAGAGUGGAUACCUUAGGUCACAUCAACGGACUCACACAGGGGAGAAACCAUAUGAAUGUAUGGAGUGUGGAAAGAGCUUUAAUGAUAGUGGAAGCCUUAGAAGACAUCAACGGACUCACACAGGGGAGAAACCAUUUAAAUGUAUGGAGUGUGGAAAGAGUUUUAGUGAUAGUGGAAGCCUUAGAUCACAUCAACGGACUCACACAGGGGAGAAACCAUAUGAAUGUAUGGAGUGUGGAAAGAGCUUCAGUCAGAGUGCAAACCUUAGAUCACAUCAACGGAGUCACACAGGGGAGAAACCAUUUAAAUGCAUGGAGUGUGGAAAGAGUUUUAGUGAUAGUGGAAGCCUUAGAUCACAUCAACGGGCUCACACAGGGGAGAAACCAUAUGAAUGUAUGGAGUGUGGAAAGAGCUUUAAUGAUAGUGGAAGCCUUAGAAGACAUCAACGGACUCACACAGGGGAGAAACCAUAUGAAUGUAUGGAGUGUGGAAAGAGCUUCAGUCAGAGUGGAACACUUAAAAAACAUCAACAGACUCACACAGGGGAGAAACCACAUAAAUGUAUAGAGUGUGGAAAGAGUUUCCGUUGUAAUACAAGCCUUAGAUCACAUCAACGGACUCAUACAGGAGAGAAAGCAUUUACAUGUGUGGAGUGUGGAAAGAGCUUCAGUUAUAGUGGAAACCUGAGAAUACAUCAACAGACUCACAUAGGUAAGAAACUAUUUAAAUGUAUGGAGUGUGGAAAGAGCUUUAGUGGAAAUCUUAGAAGACAUCAACGGACUCACACAGGGGAGAAACCAUUUAAAUGCAUGGAGUGUGGAAAGAGCUUCAGUCAGAAUGCAGACCUUAAAAAACAUCAACGGAUUCACACAGGGGAGAAACCAUUUAAAUGCAUGGAGUGUGGAAAGAGUUUUAGUGAUAGUGGAAGCCUUAGAUCACAUCAACGGACUCACACAGGGGAGAAACCAUAUGAAUGUAUGGAGUGUGGAAAGAGCUUCAGUCAGAGUGGAGAACUUAGAUCACAUCAACGGACUCACACAGGGGAGAAACCAUAUGAAUGUAUGGAGUGUGGAAAGAGCUUCAGUCAGAGUGCACACCUUAGAUCACAUCAACGGAGUCACACAGGGGAGAAACCAUUUAAAUGCAUGGAGUGUGGAAAGACCUUUGGUGAUAAUGGAAAACUUAGAACACAUCAACGGAUUCACACAGGGGAGAAACCAUUUAAAUGUAUGGAGUGUGGAAAGAGUUUUAGUGAUAGUGGAAGCCUUAGAUCACAUCAACGGACUCACACAGGGGAGAAACCAUAUGAAUGUAUGGAGUGUGGAAAGAGCUUCAGUCAGAGUGGAACACUUAAAAAACAUCAACAGACUCACACAGGGGAGAAACCAUUUAAAUGCAUGGAGUGUGGAAAGACCUUUGGUGAUAAUGGAAAACUUAGAACACAUCAACGGACACACACAGGGGAGAAACCAUUUCAAUGUAUGGAGUGUGAAAAAAGUUUUAGUAAUAGUGGAUGUUUUAGGAAACAUCAACAGACUCACACAGGGGAGAAAGCAUUUUAAUGUAUGGAGUACAGUAAAUACUUCACUCAGAGUGGAAAUCUUAGAAAACAUCAGCAGAUACACAGGGGAGAAACCAUUUAAGGUAUGGACUGUAGAAGGAGCUUCAGUCAGAGUGGAACCCUUGAUUUUUGU
Molecule: messenger RNA, 2450 nt
Organism: Podarcis raffonei (Aeolian wall lizard)
Lineage: Eukaryota; Metazoa; Chordata; Lepidosauria; Squamata; Lacertidae
Product: zinc finger protein 850-like
Exons: 2
Coding region: 312-2318 (668 amino acids)
Biological process (GO): regulation of transcription by RNA polymerase II
Molecular function (GO): DNA-binding transcription factor activity; RNA polymerase II cis-regulatory region sequence-specific DNA binding
Source: RefSeq, a predicted model, not a curated record